AUGUUUCCCUUGCGUAAUGAUUGGAUUUGCGAAACAUUUCUUGAUGACGACAACGUAAAUAAAAACAACAAUUGCUUCUUCCAAAUACAUCAAAAAAAAAAAAAAAAAAACAUGGACAUUGUGUAUAUAAUUACAUUGUUGACAUCGUUUUUCUUUGUUCUUCUUGUUGUAUUAAUCGCUUUAAAAGGACUGAAAAAUUCUCAAAAUAAUGAUAAUGUUGAUGAUGAAGAUGAUGGCAAUGUACAGCGACAUCAAACUGGAAGAUUAAGACAAGGUGUAUCUGGUCUACGAAAUCGUGGCCGAACAAAUCGUCAUACUAAUAACAUUGAACAAGAUGAUGAUGAAGAAUUCGAAGAAAUAGAUUAUGAUGAUAAUGGCGUUGAUGAAGAUCAAGAUGAAAUGCGAGAAUUUCCAAUCAAAGGAAAAAUUGGCGCUAAAAAAGCUCGAAAACUUGAAAUGAAAGCUGAAAAAAAAUUGGCACGUGAACGUGAAUUACAGGAACGUGAAGAACGUAAACGAAUGAUGGAAGAACAGGAAAAACAACGAAAAAUUGAAGAGGAAAAAAUCGCUGCCGAGGAAAAGGCCAAGGAAGAAGCCGAACGUUUGGAAAAGGAACGAAAAGCACGUGAAGAACAAGAACUGUAUUUACAGAUGAAAAAAGAAUUUUCAAUCGAUGAUGAAGGUUAUGAUGGUGAUGAAAAUGAAGAGGAAAGUCAGAAUAAACUACAAGUAUUCAUUGAUUAUAUUAAAGAGAAAAAAGUGGUCCACAUGGAUGAAUUGGCCGGUAAUUUCAAUAUGAAAACAUCCGAUGUUGUACAACGUCUCAAUGGUCUAUUGGAACAGGAAUUAUUGGUCGGUGUGAUAGAUGAUCGUGGAAAAUUCAUCUACAUCACUAACGAUGAGCUUGAAUCGAUUGCACGAUUUAUCAAACAACGAGGACGAAUAUCAUUGGUGGAAUUGGCCGAAAAUAGUAACAAUCUGAUUAAAUUGAUCCCAGUGGAAACGGCCAAUUGAUCAAAAAUUAUGUUGUCUUUUAAAUAAAUUUAAUUUUUUUUUUAAA
This is a messenger RNA of Dermatophagoides farinae (American house dust mite), 1060 nucleotides long. It is a transcript of the gene Ddrgk1, whose product is annotated as DDRGK domain containing 1. Gene Ontology annotation, molecular function: ubiquitin-like protein ligase binding. The record is from RefSeq and is a predicted model, not a curated record. Lineage: Eukaryota; Metazoa; Arthropoda; Arachnida; Sarcoptiformes; Pyroglyphidae.